This is a messenger RNA of Danio aesculapii, 5528 nucleotides long. RefSeq names its product tyrosine-protein kinase SRK3. Gene Ontology annotation, biological process: innate immune response; protein phosphorylation; cell surface receptor protein tyrosine kinase signaling pathway. The transcript is spliced from 9 exons. The coding region runs from base 91 to 1524 and encodes 477 amino acids. Gene Ontology annotation, cellular component: extrinsic component of cytoplasmic side of plasma membrane. The record is from RefSeq and is a predicted model, not a curated record. Lineage: Eukaryota; Metazoa; Chordata; Actinopteri; Cypriniformes; Danionidae. Gene Ontology annotation, molecular function: non-membrane spanning protein tyrosine kinase activity; ATP binding; signaling receptor binding.
GUCUGCAGUGAGUGUGUAGUGAACAAGUUGUGCCACUCCGCCAUCAUUCUGCAAGAGUCAACACAACACAAGCAGAUAUGACUGGUAAACAUGGGGAAUUGUGAAUGCAAACCGAAAUGCUGCUGUCCGUGCUGUCCGACAAAAGACCAGCAACCGUCAGUCAACCGCGACAGAGUCUACACUUCAAUCUACAGCUAUCCUUCACGCACGAUGUGGGACCUGAAUCUGAAGAAAGGAGAUAUUCUGGAAGUGACGGAAGAAACUGAGUAUUGGCUGUAUGUUAGGAGGAUAACUGGCGAAACUGACAAUUCGGGUAUCUUCAUUGAGCAACAUGGUUACGUGCCUAAAGAUUUUGUCAAGCCGCUGGACAGCCUAGAGGCCGAGCCAUGGUAUUUUGAGUAUGUUAAAACGCGUUUAGAGGCCAAAAGAUGUCUGCUGAGACCAGAGAACAUAGAGGGAGCGUUUCUUGUCUGGAAAUGUGAUGAAAAUAAUCAUUAUUAUUUAUCAGUGAAAAAUGGCCCUCAUGCACGACAUUACCGGAUCAAACAGGGAGAAAGCGACCAGCAUUUUUUCCUUGUUCAUCACACAACCUUCCAGAGCCUCCGCAAGCUCAUCGAGUUUUAUUCUAAACAUGAAGGAGGACUCUGUGCCAUACUUCAUGAAGCCUGUGUGAAGCUGGAUCAGCCGGUUCCUCAGACUCUGUCAUUUUAUAGCACAUGUGAAAUAGACAGAAGUUCACUUACCAAAGAAAAGAUACUCGGCAGCGGGGAGUUUGCAGAAGUGUGGCAGGGGCUCUGGAACGGCAGAACAGAAGUGGCCAUCAAAGAGUUCAAUGGUGUCAAUUAUUCAGACAUCCAAACAGAGAUUGAAAUCAUGAAGGACCUGCAUCACGAGCGCUUGCUGAAGCUCUAUGCUGUGUGUACCACAAGUCAACCAAUGUGUAUAGUCACGGAGCUCAUGAAAAACGGCAGCUUAAAGACAUUUCUUUUACGUCACAAGCAGAAACAAGACCUAGAGUUUUCACUCAUGCUGGAUUUUGCUAUCCAGAUAACAGAAGGAAUGAUGUAUAUUGAGAAUAAAAUAGUUCACCGGGAUCUGAGAGCCGAGAACAUUCUGCUCACCGAGAUGCAGUCCUGCAAAAUUGCCGACUUCGGACUCGCUCAAGUUAAUAGACCAGAAAACCACAGGAUUUCUUCAGAUGUCAGACUUCCGGUGAAAUGGAUGGCGCCGGAAAUAUUCGACAACUGCGAGUACACGAGCAAAAGCGACGUCUGGUCCUUCGGCAUCCUUUUAACUGAAAUUGUCACAUAUGGAGAUGACCCAUACCCUGGUCAAGACAAAAUGUCGUGUGUUCGAGGGAUUCAGCGAGGAGAGCGGAUGCCCCGACCGGCCGGCUGUCCAGAAUCGCUUUACGGCAUUAUGCUGCUGUGCUGGAAGGCAAACCCCAAGGAGAGACCCACAUUUACUGAGCUGCGGGAGAUGCUGAUGGCUCUCAUCCAUGAGCCUGUUUCUGAACUGGAGUAGAUACUGUAGAUACAGUGCAUAGCCUAUAUGUAAACAACACAUGUACAUUCCUUUACGCCAUAAAUUACAGAGGUAGUUGCAACACAAAAUGUACUGAAAAACAAAACAAUGCAUGAUAAAGUACACUAAAAACAAAUGAUUCAUUGGAUUUACUUACAUUUUUCUAAGGUAAGUGGUUACCUCACAGCAAGAAGGUCGCUAGUUCGAGUCCCGGCAAGUCUGGGUGGAGUUUGCAUGUUCUCCCCGUGUUGAUCUGGGUUUCCUCCGGGUGCUCCGGUUUUGCCCACAGUCCAAACACAUGCACUAUAGGUGAAUUGAAUAAACUAAAUUGGCCGUACUGUAUGUGAAUGGGUAUGUAUGGGUGUUUCCCAGUACUGGGUUGCAGCUGGAAGGGCAUCCACUGUGUAAAACAUAUGCUGGAUAAGUUGGCGGUUCAUUCCGCUGUGGCGACCACUGAUGAAGAAAGAGACUAAGCCGAAGGAAAAUGAAUAAAUGAAUAUUCAACUUAAUUUCUUUGUUUAAAUUCAGCCCGUAUACAUUGUUUGCAACCAAUUUUUACCUUAAAAAAUAGUAAAUGCAAUAAAUCUUUUUUUUUCAGUGUACAUGGGUAAAUCUCAUGGAAAAAUACUUUAAAUUUAAAUAUUUGCCCUCGGGUGAAACCAGAGAUGUAUAGUAACGAAGUAGAACUACUUCACUACUGUACUUAAGUACUAAAAGGCAGUAUCUGUACUUUACUGGAGUAUUGUUUUUUUCUCCUACUUCCACUUUUUUUCAUAUUUUCGAUGAGUUUAAUACUUUUACUCCGAUAGAUUUUUUAUGAGCUGCAUCGUUACUCGUUACUAGAGGUGUCAAAAUGGUCGAUAUCAGUUCAGUAAUAGAUCAUAAUGGGUUAUUACGUACUGACGUCAUUUAUCUCCUAUGUGCGGUGUCGCAAUACUAUGGCGAAGGACGGAGGCGCGAGGGCGAGUGAAGGCGGCACAGCACACGAGCCGCUAUUUCACUACUACAGAGAAAUGUUGUGAGACUCCAUCUCUGCCUCUCUCACUUUGGACAUUUGACCCGCUGGUCUGUUUGUGAGGUAACUUUUCAUCUCCUCUUGGCUGUUAAAGCGAUACUUGUGGAUCCAGACCUGGGCGUGUAUGAGGUGCACGUUUUCUCCACUGUGUCUAUUAUAGAUUACCUGUGAUAACCGCGUAUUAUACAUACAUAGACUGUAACCGCGGCUGUUCUUCCCGCCAUCAGUGAACAACGCUUUCAUUUCUAAAGCCGAUAGCAGCCCUUUCUGUUGAGAAGGUGAAGACAAUAACCAAAGGGGUGUAAGACCUCGCCUGUCACCGUUUAAAAAGCAGGCGGGAGAAUAUUUACAUGAGUUUAUUUGCUAUAAAUGCUCAUGCUGUCUUCUGUGCAUGAGUUUAGUUUGAUACAUUCAGAAAGAGUGUUUUCUUUGAGCGGGUCAAAUUAAGGGUACAGUUCAUAUAUCUUACUGCUGUAUUAAAGGACACAAUUUUAUUACAAGUAACUAUUUAACUGUCACACCAAGAAAAAAACCAAUAUAAUUUUUUUAUUUAUUGCAUUUCUUAACUCCUAAUGUCGCUAGUUAACACAAUCAAUACAUUUUCCCCCAACACAUCCCAUAAUUUCUAAAAUAUCAGCCUCUACCAAAUGGUUGAGAUGUUGGUUUAUGGUAAAAGUACCAGAAUGAAUAAAUAUACUAUAAAAAUAUGAAGUUUAAGACCAAUUUAAUUAAAACAUAAUCAAAAUGAAACAUUUUUGAAUACUAAAUCAUAGCCAUAAGCCAUAAAAUAUUUCAGAUUUUCAUUUAACACAGUAAUAUACACGUUUUCUUUUUUUUUACAAUCAAAUCAAAAUCUAGUGAAUUAGAACGUUCGUUUACAACCAGUAAUUUGUGCUCCGAAAAUGGGUUUCAAUAGCGUUUUGAGUGGAUUAUGGACUGUUUUUGUGACACACAACUUUAAAAGGUGUGUGUUAAAGCUGUUAUAAUCUGUCAGAUCUGUGGUUCAAGCGUGAGAGAAAAACAGUAUUGUAAGUCAUGUUUCUUUUCGUUCUGCUUAAUGACGUGCCCCCAAAAAAGAGAUUUAAAAUAAACAAAACAAUAUGAUGUCUUUUGACUGCUUUCUUUAAUAACUACAUUACACAAUACUUGUACUUUACUUUCAGUACUUGAGUAGUAAAUUUUGAAAUAAACUACUUGCAAUACUUAAGUGCAAAAAAUGUUGAAUACUUUAGUACUUCCACUUAAGUAUGGUGCUUAAAGAGCACUUUUACUUCUACUCAAGUCACUCUUUGAUAGAGUACUUGUACUUUUACUUAAGUCUGGGUCUCUAGUACUUUAUACAUCUCUGGGUGAAACUAACAAAUAUUUACCAAGUAAUGUUUAACAAGUUGUAGCAAAGUCCUUACCCCAAGUGGAGGAUUGGUGCAGCGGCAGCAGUAAUGCGGUCGAUGUAUCGGUCCGUUGUGGUAAAGAAGGAGCUGAGCCGAAAGGCAAAGCUCUCAAUUUACUGGUCAAUCUACUUUCCUACUCUCACCUAUGGUCAUGAGCUUUGGGUCAUGACCGAAAAAGACAAGAUCUCAGAUACAAGCGGCCGAAAAGAGUUUCGUUCACAGGGUGGCACGACACAACCUUAUAGAUAUCAUGAGGAGCUCUGCCACCUGGAAGGAGCUCAAGAGUUGAGCCGCUGCUCCUCCACAUCGAGAGAAGUCAGCUGAGGUGGCUCGGGCAUCUGUUUCGGAUGCCUCCUGGACGCCUACCUAGGGAGGUGUUCUAGGCAUGUCCCACCAGAAGGAGGCCUCGGGGAAGACCCAGGACACGCUGGAGGGAUUAUGUCUGUCGCCUGGCCUGGGAAUGCCUCGGGAUCCCCCCGGACGAGCUGGAGGAAGUGUCUAGGGAGAGGGAAGUCUGGAGUUCUCUCCUGACACUGCCACCUCCACAGCCCAGUAGCGCAGUGGGUAGCACUGUUGCCUCACAGAAGGAAGGUCGCUGGUUCGAGUCCUGGCCGAGUCAGUUGGCAUUUCUGUGUGGAGUUUGCAUGUUCUCCCCGUGUUCGCGUGGGUUUCCUCCGGGUGCUCCGGUUUCCCCCACAGACCAAACACAUGAAUUGUGAAUUGAAUUAGCUAAAAUUGGCCGUAGAGUGUGAAUGUAGAAGUGUAUGGAUGUUUCCCAGUGUUGGAUUGCGGCUGGAAGGGCAUCCACCGCAUAAAACAUAUGCUGGAUAAGUUGGUGGUUCAUUCCGCUGUGGCGAACCCUGAUUAAUAAAGGGACUAAAGCCAAAAAGAAAAUGAAUAAAUGAAUAUAUAUAUAUUAAAAAACUGCUAAGGUCAAUAUUAUUAGCGCCCUUAACAAAAUUACUAUUUUUCGAUUGUCUACAAAUCACUGCCUAAUUAACCUAACUUACUUAGUUGACCCAAUUAAACUAGUCAAGCCUUUAAUUUGCUAUUAAGCUAAAUAAUAAAUAUACUAUGAUAAAACAACUGUUAAAAAUAUGUGCUGUCAUUUUGGCAAACAAUUAGUUAUUAAAGCUUUUUCAAUCUCUGUUAAAACAGAACUUUGGAAAUAAUUGAAAAAAAAAUCUAAAUAUCACAGGAGGGCUAAUAAUUUUAUCUUUAACUGUAUAUGCAUCAAUAAAAAGGACAAAUAAAUGAAAAAUCGAGCCAUUCCAUGAGAUUCAUUCAUAUACAAACAGAGUGUUAUAGUGCACAAAUACUCCCAAAACAUGAUUGUGAAUGACUAGUAUUGUUAAUUAAUUAAUAUUACUUAAAGGUGAUUAUGAAGUUUCUUAGUUUCUAUAUUCCCAGGAAAUAUUGCAUUACUGACUGGUCUUUUUGUUACGUUUGCUGCUGAAUUAAAUAAUAAUAAUGAAAAGGAUAGCUGAUCUGAUCCGAAUGUACACAAAGUGGCAUGUAAACAUUCAGCCUUUGCAAAUGAAUGUUCAGUGUGUGAACUUUUAUGUUGACUAUUGUACAGUGGGAGUGUGUGUUUUCUG